Molecule: messenger RNA, 699 nt
Organism: Oppiella nova
Lineage: Eukaryota; Metazoa; Arthropoda; Arachnida; Sarcoptiformes; Oppiidae
Source: the annotation of a GenBank genome assembly
AUGGGUUGGGAUCUAAUAGUGAGGGUCAGCUCGGACUUUGUAUUGGCUGUCAAUACGGAUCAACAGAUAUUCAGUUUUGGUCGCAAUAAAUGGGGACAUUUGGGACGGGAUGUGGAUAGGGAUGGCUGUCAUAAACCAGAACUUGGUGAGGGUGCGUAUGGACAGGUAUACAAAGUUAAACAUAAAGACAAUUAUGAAGAAUAUGCGGUAAAGAUAUGUAAAUUAAACGAAAAAGAAACACAAAAUGUUUUGAAUGAAACGCAAAGUCUUGUGAAACUUCGGUCAGAAUAUGUGAUUCAAUACUACUAUUCAUGGAUUGAAUGCAAUUGUCUUUACUUCCAAAUGGAGUUAUGUUUAGAUAAUCUCAAAAAUCUGUUGGAAACUAAAAAACCAAAUAAUGAAUUGAUGACUGGUUUUAAUUAUUAUAUAUCGUAUGAAAUAUUUCGUGAACUCACAGAAUGUGUGCAAUUUUUGCACGAAAAGCAUAUCAUUCACAGAGACCUCAAACCGGAUAAUUUAUGUGACUUUGGUUUGGCUAAAGAGGUCGUGAAUAUUGAUUCGUAUAAUAUGUCUAAAGCUACACAUACGGCAGAUGUCGGUGACCCAGGCAUAUAUCAGGCACCUGAAGCCCUGGGAACUGUAGACUAUAUGGCACCGGAAGUCCUGACUAAGGAUUACAAUCAUUUGAUUGAUAUCUAC